Molecule: messenger RNA, 799 nt
Organism: Carassius auratus (goldfish)
Lineage: Eukaryota; Metazoa; Chordata; Actinopteri; Cypriniformes; Cyprinidae
Product: neurturin-like
Exons: 2
Coding region: 23-694 (223 amino acids)
Molecular function (GO): receptor tyrosine kinase binding; glial cell-derived neurotrophic factor receptor binding; growth factor activity
Source: RefSeq, a predicted model, not a curated record
CAAUGCUUCUCCUCAUUCUAAGAUGAAGUUAUGGAAGUUUGCUGCCAUCGGCCUGAUUCUCUGUGGUGCUGCACUUCCUCUGCUCGUCCUUAAAACCGCUCCCUCUUCCCGAGCCCCGCCCCCUCCACCCCACCGCAGAGCUUCAUCCUCAUCACUUUCACCUUCAUCAUCUUCAUUCACAACAAGCAAUUCGUCUACGGUUGGGGCAGGUGGGCGGCAACGGAGGGUCAGAUCAGCUGACGGAGGAAACUCUCUCGUAUCAGAAUUCAUGAAGAUGUUCCAGAGCUUCACAGAGGGCGAGCUGAAGCAGGUCAUUGGGACACUGGUGGAAAGAAAAGCCCGCAGAGAUGCCCAGAAGAGCAAGAGGACUAAACGGGCAAAAAAGCGAUCCAAACCCUGCUCGCUACAGGAGGUAGAGGUGACGGUCAGACAGCUGGGAUUGGGAUACGAGAGUGAAGAGACUAUACUCUUCCAUUACUGCAGCGGAAAGUGCACAACUAGCCGCAAAAACUAUGACCUGGCGCUGGCGAAACUGAAGCACUCGCAGCUGCUAACAAGGGAACAGAAGGACAAAGCGCGCCACAGCCCCUGCUGUCGGCCCACCGCAUAUGAGGAGGACAUCUCCUUCCUCGAUAACUUCAACAAAUACCACACAAUCCAAGAGUUCUCGGCCAAAGCAUGUGGAUGUGUCUGACCUUGAGGGUCAAAACUCAUCGGAGUUCUCAAAACUUUUAGGAAACAUAACAUUAAUCAGACAUUAAUCUCUGAAAAAAACAGACCCUUGAUUCGGAGAAGAAAA